Molecule: messenger RNA, 1371 nt
Organism: Cuscuta europaea
Lineage: Eukaryota; Viridiplantae; Streptophyta; Magnoliopsida; Solanales; Convolvulaceae
Source: the annotation of a GenBank genome assembly
AAACAUUGGCUUAUUUAAUUCAUAGUCUGUCUCAUCAUCAUCACUUGAUUUCCAUCAUAUCACCAUACUAUACAUCUUCUUCCCCCUUCACUGCACACAAAUUCAAAACUCCUGCAGCCUAGCUACCUAGCUAACAAUACCAUGCAAGCCAAUCAAAAGCCUAAUUUCACCCACAUGAUAAUAGCCUCUAGAGAAAAUAAUGUGCGGCCUCGGGUCGACGAUUCCACCUUUUUUGGAACGAGAGAGAGUAGUCGGACCGCUUAUUGGCGGGGACAACGAGAUGAUGAACUAGUAGUUGAUGAUGAUGAGGAUGUAGCCUCCACUGUUCUGUCUCUAGGCCCUCCUGGCCAACCUCAUAGUAAAAAAAGCCCCCAAAACCCUAAGAACCAGCUGCACAAGUACGAUAAUGAUCAAUGGGGUGUUACCGUGGCAUUUCACAUGGGCCCGCCGCCAUCGCCUUCACCGCUUGGAGCUAGCAGCAGCAGCUCAAGCAAUUUUAGCCCUAGCGGCGGUGACGUUGCAGCGGCAGCAGCUACUGGAGGAGGAGGGCUUUCUCUUGGUCUUAGGCAGUACUGGAUUCCUACACCAGCUCAAAUCCUUGUUGGUCCCACUCAGUUCUCUUGCACUGUUUGUAACAAAACAUUCAAUCGCUUCAACAACAUGCAGAUGCAUAUGUGGGGCCAUGGCUCACAGUACCGAAAAGGCCCGGAUUCCCUAAAAGGAACAAAACCACCGUACUCCGCCUCCACCGCUGCCGCCUCAUCGAGGUUAAGGCUGCCGUGCUAUUGCUGUGCAGAAGGAUGCAAGAACAACAUAGAGCAUCCAAGAUCAAAGCCAUUGAAGGACUUCAGAACCCUCCAAACACACUACAAGAGGAAGCAUGGUUUGAAGCACUUCUCCUGCCGGAAGUGCGAUAAGGCCUUCGCCGUGAGAGGGGAUUGGAAGACUCACGAGAAGAACUGCGGGAAGAUUUGGUUUUGCAUUUGCGGGUCGGAUUUUAAGCACAAGCGAUCCCUCAAAGACCACGUCAGAGCGUUUGGGGAUGGGCACGCGGCACACAGCGAGAGCUCGUUUCAAGCGUCUCGCUGCUACCGCCCCGACAUAGAAGACCCCGAGGAUGAGGAGGAGGAAGAAGAGGAAGAAAGUGACGGAGGUGGUGAAUAUGACCACGAGCAGCAGCACGUGUCUACCUGUGCAGGAGCAUUGUUCAUCAGGUAGUAUCGCAUAUAGUGACGUUGCAUGCAUGUGAAGAUCGAGGUGAAAGUUGUAGUAGCUAGUAGCAGCAGUUCUUGUGUACGUACGCCGUGACAGCGAUAGAUGAGAUUAUUAUUGACUACUAGUGCCUUUUGGCAGUUUGCGCCUGUUUGCUUU